AAUUUUAAAUCAUUACAAGUCAGUGAUGGAUCACAAGUUGCAGAAUGCAAUCCUGAAUAGAAUUCUUCGAAAGAAUUGCUUUAAAUAACAGAGGAAAGAAAAUUAUCCACCACUCUAAAACCCUGAUCUAGAAAAACCUAUUGCACAUACUAGGAAGUUAAAACUGGGGAAAUUUAUCUGACUCUUAAUGUACCUGAAUCAAAGGAACUGUCGCUUUGUUUCUCAAAGGAAUUUUAUAUCUGAGAUUAUUUUAAUAGCCAAUCAUUUUAUUAGAAUCUUGACAUGAUCAUCAGGAAGGAGAAACAGAACAGUCGGUAAAGCCCGUGUGUUGGUCAAGAUGACUUCUGAAGAAAUGGCAGCUUCUGAUCUCAUACCUGUGACUCAGAGAAAAGUGGUGUCUUCUCAGUCAGCUGCAGAUGAAAGUAGUGAAAAGGCCUCAGGCGUCAGUGUUCCAAAGACACAUACUCCUGGGCAGAGUAGGCCGACUUCUCAUACCAUCUCAAAACUGAACAAACCCAAUGAGGAAACUUCUGGAAGCAACUUGCCUAGGAUUCUCUCAACAACAAGGGGGAAAAUCAUGAGUGAUGAGAACAGUAACGAAACGUGCUGGGAGAAAAACAUGCCCGAUUCUGUGAAGAACCUUAACGUGAACGGCAACAACAUAUUGGAAAACCGUCAGUGUGGUCUUCCUCAGAGCCAGUUUUACAAAACAUGCGAUUCUGUUGUAGAGGAAGGCCUGCAUUUGGAAACUGGAAUCCCUUCUUCCCUGGAAAGAAAGGUGUUCCCUGGGAUUCAACUGGAACUAGACAGACCUCCCACGGGCAUUCGUCCCUUAGGAAAUCAAUCAGCAACCAGCAGGGCACACCCCGACAGCGAUUUGGCGGUAUUUCACUUUCAUUAUGAGCUUGACCGAAGAAUGUCGGACAGUGUCUGUUCCCUAUCAGACAACUUGAUUUUGGAUGAUUGUGGAAACUGUGUAUCACUGCCUGAUGUUGGUAGGGAGCAAAAGAAAAAUUAUAUGGCAUAUACUUGCAAACUGAUGGAAUUGGCAAAAAGCUGUGAUAAUGAGAACAAGCAGCGACAGGGUGAUCAUUGUGACGCCUUGAACGAUGAAUACAUGUGCUGUGAAGCUUCCUGCCGAAAGGCCAACGUGGUAUGUUCUAGUGACAGCUUCUGCAGGGAGGGUUUUACUGAUAGUCCAUCUGCUGAGACUUUUCUGAGCCAUUUUGAGGACUUCCCUGAUAAUUGUGAAGACGUAGAAGAUUAUUUUAAAAGUAAAAAGGAGCGAUCUACUUUGUUAGUGAGGAGAUUUUGUAAAAAUGACAGAGAAGUUAAGAAAUCUGUGUAUACUGGGACAAGGGCAAUUGUGAGGACUCUGCCUUCUGGUCACAUUGGACUGGCAGCUUGGAGUUACAUUGAUAUGAAGAGAAGUGGAAGCUCGUUGCCUUGUGGGAGAGUAACGGGCCAGCUAUCAACAGUGCUGAUUAGGCAAGAUGGGAGCCCAUGUCUGUCAGAAGCCCAGUGGUAUCCGAUCUACAAUGCAGUGAGAAGGGGAGAAGAAACAGAAGAUACAAUUGGAUCUCUUCUCCAUUUCUUCACAAAGCUCCCAGCCUCUGAGACAGCCUAUGAAAGGAUUAAUGUUGGUCCCUGCUUAAAGCAAUGUGUCCGAGACACCGUAUGUGAGUACCGUGCCACCCUCCAACGGACAUCCAUAUCUCAGUACAUCACGGGUUCUCUCCUAGAAGCAACCACAUCUUUAGGAGCAAGAAGUGGGCUUCUCAGUACUUUUGGAGGAUCCACCGGACGAAUGAUGCUGAAAGAACGCCAACCGGGCACCUCUGUGGCCAAUUCCAGUGCCCUCCCUUCAAGUUCAGCUGGGAUCAGCAAGGAGCUGAUUGAUCUGCAGCCCCUCAUCCAGUUCCCCGAGGAAGUCGCCAGCAUCCUGAUGGAGCAGGAACAGAAUAUCUACCGAAGGGUCUUGCCGGUUGACUAUCUUUGCUUCUUGACCCAGAACUUGAGCACUCCAGAAUGUCAGAGGUCCCUGCCCUGCCUCAAAGCAUCCAUCUCAGCAUCAAUUCUUAACUCCCAGAACAGAGAGCACAAUGCCCUUGAAGAUCUUGUGAUGAGAUUUAAUGAGGUGAGCUCCUGGGUGACGUGGCUGAUCCUCACAGCUGGCUCCAUGGAGGAGAAGCGGGAAGUCUUCUCAUAUUUGGUGCAUGUGGCCAAAUGCUGCUGGAACAUGGGCAACUACAACACCGUCAUGGAGUUCUUGGCCGGCCUCAGGUCAAGAAAAGUUUUAAAAAUGUGGCAGUUCAUGGACCAGUCUGACCUGGAGACCAUGAGGAGUCUGAAGGAUGCCAUGGCUCAGCACGAAUCCUCCUGCGAGUACAGGAAGGUGGUGACGCGGGCGCUGCACAUCCCGGGCUGCAGGGUGGUCCCGUUCUGCGGGGUGUUUCUGAAGGAGCUCUGCGAAGUGCUGGACGGCACCUCCGGCCUCGUGAAGCUCUGCCCCAGAUACAAUUCCCAGGAGGAAACUCUAGAGUUUGUAGCCGACUACAGUGGACAAGAUAAUUUUUUACAACGCGUGGGACAAAAUGGCUUGAAGAAUUCGGAAAAAGAGUCCACCGUCAACAGCAUCUUUCAGAUCAUCAGGAGCUGCAGCCGCAGUCUGGAGGCGGAGGACGAGGACAGCCCCAGUGAGGGGAGCGGCUCUCGGAAAAACUCCCUGAAGGACAAAGCUCGCUGCCAGUUUGUAAUUGGAGAUUUGCUGGAUACAGAAAAUGACAUCUUUGAGCAGCCCAAAGAGUGGGACCCUCAUGGAUUAGAAGAGCCACAGAAGGCCUUUGACCACGGGAUAGAGCUCAUCCCAUGGUACGUGCUGUCCAUCCGAGCUGACGUGCACCAGUUCCUGCUGCAGGGGGCCACGGUCAUCCACUAUGAUCAGGACACACACCUCUCUGCCCGCUGCUUCCUCCAACUUCAGCCUGACAAUAGCACCUUGACCUGGAUAAAGCCCACCACGGCCUCCCCAGCCAGUGCAAAAGCAAAACUUGGUAUGCCUGCUGCCACGUCCGAGCCUGGCAAAUUCCCGUUACUGGGCAAUGCUGGAUUAAGUGGCCUGGCGGAGGGGGUCUUGGAUCUGUUUUCCGUAAAGGCUGUGUACAUGGGGCACCCUAGCAUUGAUAUACACACUGUGUGUGUUCAGAACAAACUGAGUAGCAUGUUUCUCUCGGAGACUGGUGUGACACUGCUCUAUGGGCUUCAGACCACGGACAAUAGAUUACUGCACUUUGUGGCACCAAAGCACACAGCUAAAAUGCUCUUCAGUGGAUUGUUGGAACUCACUAAAGCUGUGAGAAAGAUGAGGAAGUUCCCUGACCAAAGACAGCAGUGGCUGCGGAAACAGUACGUCAGCCUCUAUCAGGUAAGGGGUGUGACCUUCCCUCUCUCCUCAAUAGCAUCAUUCUCCAGGUAUAAAUCUUGGCAACUAGACCACCAGGGCUCAUUCUCCCAGCUCAGUCACUUCCUACCUGAGUACAUGCAGAGGAACAACACCCUGGGCAUCGGUACUGCCAAGAAGAAGAAGAAAAUCCUUAUGAGGGGUGAGAGUGGAGAGGCCACCGACGAUGAGAUGGCCACCCGAAAGGCCAAACUGCACAAAGAGUGUCGAAGCUGGAGUGGCUCUGAUCCUCAGGACAUUAACGAGCAAGAGGAGUCAGAGGCGAAUGCCAUCACAAGCCCGCCUAACCCUCUCCCUUCCAGAAGAGCCCACUCUCUGACCACGGCUGGGUCCCCCAUCUUGGCUGCCGGGACGUCAUCUCCCAUCAGGCCAGUGUCCUCCCCUGUGCUGUCUUCAAACAAGAGCCCGUCCAGUGCCUGGAGCAGCAGCAGCUGGCACGGCCGCAUCAAAGGAGGAAUGAAAGGCUUCCAGAGCUUCAUGGUUUCCGACAGCAACAUGAGUUUUGUUGAAUUUGUGGAGCUGUUCAAAUCCUUCAGUGUAAGGAGCCGCAAGGACCUGAAGGAUCUCUUCGACCUCUACGCCGUGCCCUGCAACCGGUCAGGCUCUGAGUCGGCCCCGCUCUACACCAACCUAACCAUUGAUGAGAACACCAGCGGUCUUCAGCCUGAUCUAGAUUUGUUGACCAGAAAUGUCUCAGAUUUGGGGCUGUUCAUUAAGAGUAAACAGCAGCUGUCAGACAACCAGAGGCAGAUCUCUGACGCCAUUGCUGCUGCAAGCAUCGUGACGAAUGGCACUGGGGUCGAGAGCACAUCCCUGGGCGUGUUUGGGGUCGGCAUACUUCAGCUCAAUGACUUCCUAGUGAACUGCCAGGGAGAACACUGCACUUACGAUGAAAUCCUCAGCAUCAUCCAGAAGUUUGAGCCUAGCAUUAGUAUGUGUCAUCAGGGCCUAAUGUCAUUUGAAGGAUUUGCAAGGUUUCUGAUGGAUAAAGACAACUUUGCUUCGGAAAACGAUGAAUCACAGGAGAACAUUAAAGAAUUACAGCUGCCCCUCUCCUACUAUUACAUUGAAUCUUCACACAAUACCUACCUCACAGGCCAUCAGCUCAAAGGAGAAUCCUCAGUAGAACUCUACAGCCAGGUACUGAGAAAUCCCCUUGGAAUCUGUAGGAGCGUAGAGUUGGACUGCUGGGACGGAGAUGAUGGGAUGCCCAUCAUUUACCAUGGACAUACACUGACAACCAAGAUCCCCUUCAAGGACGUGAUCGAAGCCAUUGAUCGCAGUGCCUUCAUCAACUCUGACCUGCCAAUCAUCAUAUCAAUUGAAAACCACUGUUCAUUGCCUCAGCAACGAAAAAUGGCAGACAUUUUCAAGACUGUAUUUGGAGAAAAACUGGUGGCUAAGUUCUUAUUUGAAAGUGAUUUCUCAGAUGAUCCAAUGCUUCCUUCCCCUGACCAACUUAGAAGGAAGGUGCUUCUCAAAAAUAAGAAGCUAAAAGCCCACCAGACGCCGGUGGAUAUCUUAAAGCAAAAGGCUCAUCAGUUAGCAUCCAUGCAAGCUCAGGCUUACAAUGGUGGGAAUGUCAACCCCCCACCUACUAAUAAUGAGGAGGAGGAAGAUGAAGAGGACGAGUACGAUUAUGACUAUGAAUCUCUCUCUGAUGAUAACAUUCUAGAAGACAGACCUGAAAGCAAAUCGUGUAGCGACAAGCUUCAGUUUGAGUAUAAUGAAGAAAUCCCCAAGAGGAUAAAGAAAGCAGACAACUCUGCUUGCAACAAAGGAAAGGUGUAUGACAUGGAGUUGGGAGAAGAAUUUUAUCUUCCUCAGAAUAAAAAAGAAAGCAGACAGAUUGCACCAGAGCUUUCCGACCUUGUCAUCUAUUGCCAAGCAGUAAAAUUCCCAGGCCUGUCAACUCUAAAUGCAUCUGGCUCUAACAGAGGAAAAGAAAGGAAAAGCAGGAAGUCCAUUUUUGGCAACAAUCCGGGCAGAAUGAGCCCUGGGGAGACGGCAUCACUUAACAAAACAUCUGGAAAAAGUUCCUAUGAAGGAAUGCGACAGGCCUGGGAGGAGUCUUCUUCCCCCCUCAGCCCAGCCACGUCCCUCAGCGCUAUCAUUAGAACUCCCAAAUGUUACCAUAUCUCAUCGCUGAAUGAAAAUGCCGCCAAACGUCUGUGUCGCAGGUAUUCUCAGAAACUGAUCCAGCACACCGCCUGUCAGCUGCUGAGGACUUACCCGGCUGCCACCCGCAUCGACUCCUCCAACCCCAACCCCCUCAUGUUCUGGCUGCACGGGAUACAGCUCGUGGCACUCAACUACCAGACAGAUGAUCUCCCUUUACAUUUAAACGCUGCCAUGUUUGAGGCCAACGGUGGCUGUGGCUAUGUGUUGAAACCCCCAGUUCUGUGGGACAAGAACUGCCCCAUGUAUCAGAAGUUUUCUCCCCUGGAAAGAGACCUGGACAACAUGGAGCCCGCCGUCUACUCUUUGACUAUUGUCUCUGGCCAGAACGUGUGCCCGAGCAACAGCACAGGAAGCCCGUGCAUCGAGGUCGACAUCCUGGGCAUGCCGCUGGACAGCUGCCACUUCCGCACGAAGCCCAUCCACCGGAACACUCUGAACCCCAUGUGGAACGAGCAGUUUUUCUUCCGGGUUCACUUUGAAGACCUCAUAUUUCUUCGUUUUGCAGUUGUGGAAAACAACAGCUCGGCGGUCACUGCUCAGAGGAUCAUCCCACUCAAGGCUCUAAAGCGAGGAUAUCGACAUCUUCAGCUGCGAAACCUCCACAAUGAAGUCUUGGAAAUCUCUAGUUUAUUCGUAAACAGCAGAAGGAUGGAAGAAAUCUCCUCUGGCAGUUCCGUGCCGGCCUCUUUGAUGUUUAGUACAGAAGAAAGAAAAUGUUUGCAGACUCACAGAGUCACGGUGCAUGGCGUCCCAGGUCCGGAGCCCUUCACUGUUUUCUCUAUAAAUGGAGGCACCAAGGCAAAGCAACUUCUCCAGCAAAUUCUGACCACUGAGCAAGACACCAAACCUAUUGCCGCAGACUACUUUUUGAUGGAAGAAAAAUAUUUUAUAUCUAAAGAAAAGAAUGAAUGCAGAAAACAGCCGUUCCAGAGGGCCAUUGGUCCCGAGGAAGAGAUCGUGCAGAUUUUAAGCAGCUGGUUUCCAGAAGAGGGCUAUGUUGGCAGGAUUGUCUUAAAAACCCAGCAGGAAAACCUGGAAGAGAAAAGCAUUGUUCAAGAUGACAGAGAGGUGAUCUUGAGCUCGGAGGAGGAGAGUUUCUUUGUCCAAGUGCACGACGUUUCUCCAGAGCAGCCGCGGACAGUCAUCAAAGCGCCGCGCGUCAGCACCGCACAGGACGUCAUUCAGCAGACCUUAUGCAAAGCCAAGUACUCCUACAGCAUCCUGAGCAACCCCAACCCGAACGACUACGUACUUUUGGAAGAGGUGGUGAAAGACACAGCCAACAAGAAGUCUUCUACCCCCAAGCCCUCCCAGCGGGUCCUUUUGGAUCAGGAGUGUGUGUUUCAAGCCCAAAGCAAGUGGAAAGGUGCAGGAAAAUUCAUCCUUAAGCUAAAGGAGCAAGUGCAGGCAUCCAGAGAAGACAAGAGAAAAGGCAUUUCUUUUGCAAGUGAAUUCAAGAAGUUCACCAAGUCAACUAAACAGCCCCGAGGACUCACAUUACCUUCUCAGGUCUUGGUUUCGGAAAGUGUCCAAAACAAAGAGGAGAGACCUGUGGGUGGCAGCGACACGAUGGACUAUCGACAGUGACCAUGGGCAGCAUGUUUAACCAGGUGAAGACCUUUUGGCAAGAAGUUAAAGUCAAGAAUGAGCGUGGUGGAAAAAUACAUAUUUUCCUUGCUUUCAUUCAACUUAAACUGGAAACUGAUGAUUUCUGGACCGAAGCUUUCAUCACACACGAUGUGAGGUCUACACGGAGGACAAGCGAAAUGGCACAGGGCUAGCUACCAACCAUUUUCCUGAUGAAUGAAGCAAAGAAGCCCAGGAGAUUGUCCUUUUAUAAAUGUCAACAGUUGUUAAAAAGGAAAAAAAAAAAAGAAA
Molecule: messenger RNA, 7519 nt
Organism: Myotis lucifugus (little brown bat)
Lineage: Eukaryota; Metazoa; Chordata; Mammalia; Chiroptera; Vespertilionidae
Gene: PLCE1
Product: phospholipase C epsilon 1
Exons: 32
Coding region: 338-7228 (2296 amino acids)
Biological process (GO): phosphatidylinositol-mediated signaling; lipid metabolic process; small GTPase-mediated signal transduction
Molecular function (GO): guanyl-nucleotide exchange factor activity; phosphatidylinositol-4,5-bisphosphate phospholipase C activity
Source: RefSeq, a predicted model, not a curated record